CAGAGGGGGAGGAAAAGGAGGGAGGAGGAGUACGAAGGAGGAGAAGAGGUACAUGCACAUUAACCCAGAUGAAUCCCAGUGAGGAAGCCGUGCUCUGAGUGAUGCGUCUGGUUUUUGACCUGAUGUUCUGUCUGGACUUCUGCCUGUCUGUCUGGAAGGAAUCCAUCCUUUGAAUCCCCCAUUGGCAUCUUCGAUAGAAUACUGUAGAUACUGGCUGGAGGACAACAUGAUCGGUUAUGAGCGUCCCUCUCCAUUAGGCUUCGGGCCGGCUGGGAGGAGUGUGAUGGUUCCCGAACUCCCUGUGCACACACAUACACACACACACCCGCUGACAGCCAUGCCUCAGAGAUACUCCCACCAGAGGAGGAAAGCCAGCACAGCGGCUGCUCGGAGGAUGGAAAGGAGACGCAGGGAGCAGGGGAAAAGCAGCAACAACAACAACAACCCAACCAGCAGCCACAGCCACCGCUCCAAGAAGCUGGCCAUGCUCUCCAGGUCCCUGAUCCUGUGUCACUCUAAGACAAAUGAUGACUGUUCAGAAGCAAGGCAUGCUGGGGAAGUGUCAGAUGGGUGCAGGACCUGGGGCCCAGGCUGCAGGACGGACGGGCCUGCUGUGGAUCAAACCCGGUACAAAGAUACAGAGAACGGACACUGGAGGACAACCCAGCACUCAGCCUUGGAGAGACGAGGAGGCGCUGAGGCGGAUCAUCCAAACACCCUCAGGGAGAACAAACGGAGUAUACGGAGGUCCUUCAGCAUCAAGGAGAGUAGUAUCUGGAGGAUGUGUGUAGCCACAGGGCCCACUGAGGAGCUUUAUGGACCACAAAUGGGUGAUAACAGCGUCCAGACAGAGGACAAAGGCACUAAUGUGGAAACUGGGAGGAAUGGAGGGAACCUAAACAGAGGCUGCAGCUUCCCGAGCCCAGACAAGCUGGCACCCUUUAACGGACAGUUUGUAAACGGCAGCACUUGGAUUGCAGGGGAGGGGAUGAGGAGCAUUCACAUUAAGGCCUACAGUGAGGACCUUUCCACAUGUGAAGACACUCUUCAUUCACGCAGUCUGACUACAAACCCACAGCACCCGGCCGUUACUUCCCCAGCUGACCCUCUGUCCCUGCCUGGAUACACAGAUGAAGAACCCGUAGCCAACAUCAACCACCUCAAGUUACCCAUCCCAGAGGUGAAUGAGGAGAGUUGCUGGGACACGGAGAAGAUUGAGCAGAGCCCACCAGGACAGAUGGGCAGCACUAGAACACGCUCCAAUUCAACCAGUGUCCAUCCCUACUGGAUCGGGGAUCUGGACAGCAUCAUCAUGAAGUCCCCGGAGCUGUAUAGCAGUCGUCCUCAAGGGAAUGGGGGUUUCUAUGGAAACAGGAAGUCUCUGUCCCAGCAGCUGGAGUUUCCUCACACCCCUACACAACCUGUUUCCCGUCCCUCCCGCUCUCUCAGCUCUGCCCAGCUGCUACACCCCUGCAACAACGUGCAAGCCUUCAUCAUCUGUAACGUUGUGCUGAUGAAGGGCCACGGAAAGGGUCUGGGCUUCAGUAUAGUGGGCGGAAGGGACAGCAUGUACGGACCAAUGGGGAUCUAUGUGAAGACCAUCUUCCCUGGAGGGGCAGCGGCUGCUGAUGGACGUCUGCAGGAGGGUGAUGAGAUCCUGGAGCUGAAUGGGGAGUCACUACAUGGUCUGACUCAUGACGAAGCCCUGCACAAGUUCAAACAGAUCAAAAAGGGCCUGCUGACGGUGGUGGUGAGGACCAGCUUGCGUGUGGGUGCCCUGAGGGGCCCGGCGCAGGCCGCUCAGCUGUGCAGAUCCCGCUCCCUCAGCUCCACCGCGGGCAUGGCCCGGGCCAGCGCCGACAUGGGAGACUACAACUACCUUAACAACACGCCGAGUGUCCCGGGCCAUCCUGGGCCUGCUAAGCCCAGAGACCGCGUCAUGAUGGAGAUCAUCCUGCAGAAAGAGGCCGGUGUUGGUCUGGGUAUUGGACUGUGCUGUGUUCCAUCUGGUGACGGCUGCCCUGGGAUCUACAUCCACACCCUCUCUCCCGGGUCAGUCGCACACAUGGACGGCAGACUGCGUUGUGGGGAUGAGAUCAUGGAGAUCAACGACACUGUGGUUUACAACAUGGCGCUGAAUGACGUCUACACAGUGCUGAGCCAGUGUGCACCAGGUCCAGUCCACAUCAUCAUCAGUCGACACCCCGACCCCAAAGUAUCAGAGCAGCAGCUGAAUGAUGCCAUCGCUCAGGCAGUGGAAAACAGCAAACUGAGAAGGGAUAAGAGCCAGUGGAGUAUCGAUGGGCUACGCAGACUGGACCCCGGUUCUCACAGCCGGCAGAGAUGUGAACGUUGUCUGGAGAGGAGUUUUAGUCAGCUGACGGUUCGCAGAGCACAGAAGGCCAUGACGCGCUCCUGCAGCGACAACACCACCAGCCACCAGCACAACCACUGCCUCACCAUACACAACCUCCACAAAGCACACCACAACCCGUCCGCCCGCGUCCACAGCUUGGACACUCCCAAGUCAAUGAGAGAGACAUGGUCUGACAACAGACUGUCGGUGCCAGUGUAUCCUGAUGAAGACUAUAACAUCCCGUACAACUCUGCUGCUGCCAACCUUUCCUGUCAGCAGGCCCUGGAUCUGGCCCUCGGGGGUGAAAAGACUACCUGCAGGGUGCGUGCUGCUCCGCUGCAACACUGCUGGCCUCAGGAUGUGACCAGUGAGGAGGGUUAUAAUGGAGACUCCAGUGGCUCCAGCAGAGGAUCCCCAGUCAGAGAUGGAGGACUGGAGUCGUCAUCACACACCAGUUGCCAGGAAGGAGAACAAAUAAGAGAACAGUCAGAGGGGACCGGAGAAGCUUUGACACAUCCAGACACUCCAGCCUGCACGAGCAACAGACUACACACAGGUGAUCAAUCUGCUGUGCUCUGCUGCCAGCCGAAGAGAGGAGCCCUGAGGAGACAGGCUCGCAUUGACCAACAAACCCGAGAACCGCUUCAGGAGGAUCCCUGGGUUCGCCUGUCAGACAGCUCGCCUGAAGAGCUGCCCGAGAUCCACCGCCACCCCUCCCCCGACGCGGCAGACAGAACACAGCCGACUAACGUCCACAGCAAGCCCUCCGCCAUGACUGAAGAAGACAACAUGCCUGAGCUCAACGGCACAAACGGGACAUCAGAUCUUCCAUCCGACACCACUCCUGAGAACACAUUUGAAACUCCUCCGGGAGCAAAAAUGGCACCACCGGUGGCACCCAAGCCUGUCUGGUUCCGCCAGAGUCUGAGGAAACUUCGUGAUGAGCAGGGCCAGAAGAAGCAAGCUAAAGCCGCCGAGCAGAGGCCUACUGUGGUCUUCAACAGGAGCUCCGGAGUCAGAUCGGCCUCGUCUGCAGCCAACCUGUCCAUCAAGCAGAAGAUCCACUCGUUUGAGACUUUUUCUAGUCCAGAGUGUCCAGAGAAGGGGGGAAAUAAGAGGCCUGUAGCCCCUUCUGCCUCUCUUUCUCUGGAGAAGGAGUCCGAGAGUCCCCCAUUCUCACUCGAUUGUGGGAAGGGUGAACAUAAAAUCCCAGAAGUGAUCCAGGCAUCUGUUAGGGAGACAGACAGCACACACGUCUCUGCUAUCACCUCCUCCGCUUCUGAAGCUUCUAGUCAAACAACAGCCAAGGAAACGGAAGAUAAACCUCCGUCUAUCCAAUCCCCCACAGAUCUCCCACUUUCUGAAACCAUCAGCAAGGAACUGAACUCAGGGAUACAUGAUUCUCAUUCAGCUCCAGUCCACGAUGACAGGAAUGUCUUUCUACCUAAACAAGAGUGUGAGCUAGAGAGAGAGGCUCUUACCAGGUCCACAGAGUACAAAGUCCUGCCCCCUGUGACAUCUGUGAGAUCCACUGAAGCUGAAGGGGAAAGUUCUCCAGAAGGGAUGGAGGAAGAUGGAGCGCAGAGCCAAGGAAAGCUGCCAACUCCAGCCACAGACAGUAACGCGCCGAGAGGCCUGGAGGGAGAGAGUUUAGAUAGAAUCCUCGCCUUCAGUAACCAGGUUUCCCAAGCGUGGAUGCGCUCCCUACCCAUGUCCCCCUGCCAUGGUAACCCUCACACCCCAGACCUGCAGGACCCCUCAGCAGAGGAUUUCACCAACCCUGACCCAGACAGCAGCGACAGAGGCUUCUCUGUCAGCCUGGCCACGCUAAGGGAGUGUACCAUUGAGCGAGGGGAGGGGGGGACUCACGACCAGGCAGCACCCACUUCUGCUUGUGCUCACUCGCUCAUCUCAGCCAUCCCCUCAGAGGAAAUACAGAGGAUGAUCCAGGAAGUCCAAGAUCUGGAUGAAGAGACGCUGAAGCAACUGGCGGACAUCCAUGUUGUGAGCCUGCAUAAAGAGGAGGGAGCUGGGCUGGGAUUCAGCAUCGCAGGAGGCUCGGACCUGGAGAGCAAAGCUCUGACAGUACAUAGAGUGUUUCCCAGCGGCCUGGCGGCUCAGGAGGGUACCAUCCAGAAAGGAAAUGAGGUGUUGUCUAUAAACGGACAAACACUGCGUGGUGUGACACACGCAGACGCCACCGCCGCCAUGCGGCAGGCUCGCAGUCUCAAGCUGGCCGUGGUGGUCGUCUGCAAAAGGGAAGGGGAAGGAAGACAGGACGGCUGCAGGAGCGAAGAGCCCCACCCCGCAGAGGAGGAGCAGGGAGCUCCGGUGAGUGUGGAGCUGGAGAAAACAGCUGGAGGAGUUGGCUUCACUCUGGAGGGAGGAAAAGGCUCCAUCCAUGGAGACAGACCUUUGGUCAUCAACAGGAUUUUUACAGGCGGCGCAGCAGAGCAGAUUGGUCUGCAGCGUGGAGACGAGCUGCUGCAGGUCCAGGGAGUCAGCCUGCAGGACAUGACUCGCUUUGAGGCCUGGAACAUGAUCAAGGCUUUACCUGAAGGAGCCAUCACCGCGGUGAUCCGGAGGAAGCAGGGGGGGGCUGAAUGACACACACACACACAGCUGUCCAGAGCUUCUAACGGAUGAAUGAAUGAAUUAUUACCUGUCUCAUAAACAUGGGGAAAAAAGGAACAAAUCCAGCGCUCUGCUCUUGCUAUAGCAUCACCAGUAAAUUUAAAAAAACGGCUACUUUACAUAAAAUAGUCCGGAGGGACCAAAACGUUAGUAUUUUGUAAAUAAACUGUCAUGCUAAAGCAUGAGCAGAGUGCGGGAUUUGUUCCUUUAUUUUUCCACCUGCACAGUCUCAUAGAAAUCAGGUAUCAGCCAGCCAUGGUGGUUCAACAACAACAACUUCUGAAUACAUUUGUAGUAUUUUUAUAUCACAUUUCUGAUUAGAUUUUGAAGUUAAAGGAGAAUUCCUGUUGAUUUCCACACUUAGCUCUAUCAUUUGUGUAUUUGGAGUGCUGUUAGUAGAGAGAAAAAUUAAACCAAUCGGUGCUGUCUACACCAUGUUAUCCUUCUGCUAGAGUUAGCACCCAACAGGUUUAAACAGGGCAAGUUUUAAAUGUGUUUUUAGCCUCUAAACAUGUUUAAAUGUCAUUACAAGUGCCUACCCAUGUGCAGUGAUUCCUUGUCCAUGUGUCCGGAUUCCUGGGACUAAGCCUCAGGUCUGUGGGUUAUCUUGCACACUGCUGUUUUGUUUACAUCGAAAUUAGAUCGGAGUUGUUAAAUACAGACCCAAGCCCCUGUCA
This is a messenger RNA of Etheostoma spectabile (orangethroat darter), 5667 nucleotides long. RefSeq names its product interleukin 16 (gene il16). NCBI's taxonomy places the organism in Eukaryota, Metazoa, Chordata, Actinopteri, Perciformes, Percidae. The coding region runs from base 227 to 4963 and encodes 1578 amino acids. The transcript has 26 exons. Gene Ontology annotation, molecular function: CD4 receptor binding; cytokine activity. Gene Ontology annotation, biological process: leukocyte chemotaxis; induction of positive chemotaxis. The record is from RefSeq and is a predicted model, not a curated record.